This is a messenger RNA of Hydatigera taeniaeformis, 822 nucleotides long. Lineage: Eukaryota; Metazoa; Platyhelminthes; Cestoda; Cyclophyllidea; Taeniidae. The record is from the annotation of a GenBank genome assembly.
AUGGCAACUAGUGUUGGCACCACUAACCCCGGUACAGACGAGGGAAUUAUUCCCGUGAUUUUAGACAGCGGCUCAAGCGGUUUCAGAGUCGGAUUUGCCGGUGAUGAUAAUCCCAAAGUCAUUGAUAUCGCCACAAAGGUAGGUGGGAAGAAUGACAAGGCGCCUAUUCAACGGGGACGUGUUGUUGAUUGGGAACGACUGGAGCUGCUUUGGUGGGAGGCGUUAAGCCACAAAGAUGUUCGGUAUGUUGACAGUCCAAUCCUCUUUACCGAGGCACCUGUGGCACCCAAAUAUGACCGUGAGAGAACAACACAAAUCGCAUUUGAAAGCUUUAAUGCUCCUGCUGCUUAUUUAUCGAAUCAAGCGGCAUUGGCGCUCUACGCCACGGGAAAAACCACUGGACUGGUGUUGGAUAUUGGACAUGGAGUAACACACACAAUUCCUGUGCUGGAAGGCAACAACAUCUACUCUGGAGUGUUUAGUACAGACGUAGCAGGUGAAGAUCUGACAGAAUACCUCAAAAAACUGACUGGACGGAGUGAUCAUUGCGAAUGGUUGAAGGAAAAGGUGUGUGAGGUCUCCUUGACCCCAGAGAAGAUGCAGGCCUCCGCGGUGGUGAAGUACACCCUUCCCGACGGUGAGGGAAUCUCAAUAGGAGGUGAGAGAUUUCAAUGUCCAGAGGCGUUAUUUAAACCCAGUCUAUUGCAAAACGAAGUAGGUUGUUUGGCAGUGCAAGAAGCUGUUUACCAUUCCGUUCAACGAUGUGAUCGUGAUACACGUCGAGAGUUGUACGCCAACAUCGUUUUGGCAGGUGGUUCAAGC